UACAAUUUAGUUUGUGUUAAAACGUCUACGGUAAAAUAUCGAAACGAGCGAGUAAGGGAUUACGGGUCUAAUUCUUGUGCUGUUCGCAAAGUUUUUAAUUCAAAGCAAAGCUUCUGGCCCUGCUGUUGCAAGAACGGACAUACAUUCGCGAGCAGUCGUUGUUGUAUGGCAAGGACACGAGCGUGCAUUCUUUCGGUUGUCGGUUUUGUUUUCCUUAGCCAGGACGGCUAUACAGCCGACGUCCAGCGGGCACUUGCAAACGGUUAAUGAAAGUUUCGUUUCAACGAUUGUGAGUUUUAACGUAGCUCCGCUGCUGAUUGCAACGCUGAUUUUGUUUUGAUAGAAAAGCUGAUGCUUUAAAGGCAAAAUCAGAAAAAAGCAAAGUGGCAAAACUCCCUUGAUAUGCCGGGUUUUGUUGGCUGAGUUCGUUAUGUAGCGCGAUUCAGUCUGUCGUUGACUUGCGUUCGUGUUGUGUGCGUGGCGCAGCGGAGAACGAGUGCCGGGAGUACGUUGAAACGGGUUUUCUGUGUUCGCUCGGUAGCAUACAAAUAUUCUGCCAGUGAUUGUGUGUUGUGAAUAAAAGAAAAUAAAAUCCAGCCAGAAAUGAAAGAAAAUUGAGAAAAGUGCUAGAAAUCGCAAAAGCCAUCAAUUGUGUGCUGCGUAUUGAGAAUAAAAAGAAAAUAUUAAGUGCAAUGUGGAAGUGAAAAAACAUGUUUACAACAACAACCAUAAAUAACAACAAAAAUAUUCAAAAGUAAAAAAGUAUAUAGUAUAUAAAGUAUAUUUAUGUGUUUAAUGUGAAAAGUAUGCAACAGUAAUAAUGCUAUCAACGGCAACAAUAAUAUAAAUGUUGUUGGUAUUAAGUCAUUAAAGUAUUAUCGCACAAGUAUUAUUGAGUUUACGAGUCGAGUUUGCCAGCCAGAGUAAAGAACGUGCCAAAACAAAGCUGAGCUCUGCGAAUUCCCGUGUAGCUGCGAAAAGUGCAUUUGCGCCCGCGCGGGUCUGUGCUUAUAAGUGUUAGUGUGUGUGUGUUCGUCGUUAAGCACUCGUGUGGAUUAUGGCAAAACCGGCUGCUGUUGUUGCUGAAUAAACGGGUAUCGGGUAGCAAACGAAAAAUAAAAAAGGAAAUAAAAAACAAAUACAACAAUAAAUUAUAGCUAGCUAUAAAACGCGGCAACAAUUAGCUAACUGCGACCCAGACAGCUAUACCGGCGAAUAUUUAGCCGAAGCUGUAGCUGGAAAUAGCUGUAAGGAUUCACACAAGAACAGUAGCAAUAAUAAAAUAGCUUGCCUUGCACAAAUCCAUAUGUAUCGUUGAGCAUGCUAACAACAGCAGAAGUAAAGGCAAAAUCUGAUAGCGUAGUAACGAGUCAACUUGGUCCUGCGAACAUGACCGAGGUACCUACAAACGUUGCGAAAAUAAGAAAAACAAAAGCGUCAAGUUGCAUCAGCAACAGCAGAAGCAGUAGCAACAAUAACAGCGAUACAUUGAAACAAACAUCAGCAAUGGCAACAAAAACAGUAGUGAGGAGUAAGACAAAAGCUCCGCGUUGGCGCUGUGCUGUGCUGCUGAUAAAUGCAGACACAAAUAAAAACAAUAAUUUAAAUUAUAAAAACAACAAUAGUUACAAUCGGCAACAAGCUGUUGCUGCUUCUUCUUCUUUGCCUUCGUCUACUGCUUCUCGAGUUACUGUGCGUUUUAGUCGAACACCAUUCUUAUCAACAUCAUCAUCGUCAUUGCCAUCGUCGUCCUGGCUAUAUUGCUUGGGGCUAUGGAUUGCAAUUUCGUCAUUGGUAUUUGUGCAGUGUGUGCCAUCGCCCUCGUCAGCAUUGACCGCUUCCUUAACGGGCAGCUCGUCCGGCAACUCGGCGUCUUCCAAUGCCAUGCAAUCACCACAAAAGCGAGGCAGCGGCGCAGCGGACCUCACCAAGGAUCAGUGCAAUAAAACGGUGGACAUCUUCGAGGAUGUCAGUUCGCCGGAGGUGAAUAGCCUCAAUGUAGGCCGGCCGUUAACCUGUUGGUACCGUUUCCGUACACUGAAAGGUGCACCGCGGGAUUUUGUAUUGCGGUUGCGUUUUAAAAAAUUUAAAGUUGGCACACUGCUGAACGCUACACACUGCGAGGGCGGCUAUUUACAGAUUGUGGACGGCAAUGCGAAGACUGAUGUAUCCAAUCGCCGUGAGCCCGGAAUGUUUUGUGGCGAGGCCGAGCAGCCACAGACUUUCAUCAGUGAGACCAACUAUGUCAAAGUGCUCUUCCACACGGAUAAUUUUACCGAUCAGACAUAUUUCACAUUUGAUUCGCGUGCAGAACAACAAACGGAAGUGUAUUUACGCUAUGGCCAACAUCCGGAGCUGUAUCCCAAUCGUCGGGGCGAAGUGGUGCAAGGCUCCUACUGUGAGCGCGAAUAUCGCGAUUGCCGCCUACAAACGUGUUAUGUGCAAUCGCCCGCAUAUCCUGGACUAUAUCCCCGCGCACUGAAUUGUCGUUAUAAGUUGCAUACGCGUCAGCCAUAUAUAAAACUGUAUUUGCAGAAUGAGCAAUUCGCGGUGGAUGGACAGCGGUGUGAGAACGUCAUGACUUGUCCCAUACGACCAAUAGGUUCCGGCAAGGAACACUGCCCCUACGAUUGGCUUGCCGUCUAUGAUGGUCGCGAUGAGCAUUCGCCACUUAUUGGCAAAUUUUGCGGGCUGGGAAAAUUUCCGUUUAGCAUUAUUGGCACCUCGCAGUACAUGUACGUGGAGUUUGUCACCUCACCGGCGGGUCCGCUGCUCAAUACUGGUUUCCAUUUCAAUGUUGGCAAUUGGCCCGGUCACGUCGAGACAGCGGGCAUCAAACAUGGCAUAUGCGAUUGGCUGCUCAGCUCCGACUCGCUGAAGGAUAGUAGUGCCAGUGAAGGCAUAUUUUUGAGUAUCGCUCAUUGGUAUCCGCCGAAUACGUCGUGCAGUUAUCACAUUAAAGGACGAAUAGGCGAAAUUGUGCGGUUAUACUUUCCAAGCUUCCGCAUAAAUCGCAUCGAGUCGCCGAUACUCAAGUACGACGGUGACUGCGGUGAAUCGCUGACCAUUUACGAUUCAGAUCAUCCCGAUCCAGCGCGUAUUAUCAAAACCUUUUGCGAUACAUUCUCACGACCCAUGGAGAAAGUGGACUUCGUGAGUACUAGUCCUUCGCUGUACGUGCAAUUCGAUUCGAAAACGGGUUCCUAUAGUGGAUCAUCUCUCUAUUAUUGGGCACAUUAUGACUUCUUCAAUAAUACACGCUUCGGUGAUCCAGUGCCGAAUACGCUCUGCGAUGAAGUUAUGUAUGCCUGGAAACAUCCGGGUGGAAAAAUUCGCUCACCAAUGAAUUCUUUAAUCUUCAAACGCACCGGCGGGUCUGACGUACGCUGCCAAUAUAAGUUCGUGACUGAUCGUCGACUAUAUGCACGCGCAGUAAUCGAAGUUACCUCAGUGUCAUUUAAGGAAUUGCCGUAUAAUAACAAUGCCUGCACGCGUUGCCAUGAAGAACGUGUUGACAAGCUGGUUAUUUGGGAGGAACGAGAGAAAUUCCAGAACAAUCUCGCCUGCUUCUGCGACAACAUACCGCGGGCUGUGCGCGUGAUAUCCUCAGCGGAUCAGAUGAACCUGGAAAUGAUCGUACAGGGUCAACAUGCGAUCACGUCCUAUUUCAAGAAUCCCAAUCCACUAUUCGAGGCGUCUUAUGAGUUUGCGCACGGUCCGCUAUGUGGUCCCAUAACGUUGGGGCCCUCGCCUGAUGGUGAAUUGGUGUUUCCGUAUAAGAAAGCAUUGGCGAUGGCGGCAGGCCCAAUGGCCGCCGUGCCUGAGCAUCAUUAUCGUCGCGAAAAGUGCAUUUGGGAACUGAAAGUAGCGGCACAACGCGACCUAUGGUUGAAUUUGGAAAAGGCGCGCUUCGGUGAUCGUACCUGUGAGAGCGCUAAAAUUGAGGUAUAUCUCGCCGGUCGCCUCGAACCUCGCUUCAUAAUGUGUCCGGAAAACAUUUCGUUGGCGCGUGAUCUGCCUAUACUCUCCGCUGCGGAUCUGGGUGCUCUCGGUCCCGAUCAAGAACCGCUACCGGUCCUGAUUCAAUACACCGGCGACGGGCAGCCGGGUAAAAAUGCCUUCCGUUUAGUUUGGACCGAACUGUUCCAUUUGCCACGCAAUCCCGACGGUAGUUUGGCAUCGUCAUUGCUGCAGGAUGGCGGCUGUGAUUUCCGUUGUCCCGGUGAUACAGAGGUCUGCAUACCGCGCCGCCUUCUAUGUAACGGUGUUGACAAUUGUCCGAAUGUGACGCACAUCUCGACGAUGGCUCAACUAACGCGGCACAUUGAGUGGAAUUUGGAGCAACUCGGUCUGCUGCAUCGCGCACAUGCUUACAAGGAUCUAGUGUUGCAUGACGAGUCACCAGAAAUUUGCCUGCGUCAAGAGCUAAGCGAGUUGCCAUAUGGAAAACUGAUAUUGAUCACAUUAGGUCUGAGUUUAUUGCUGACGCUGUUCGUGGCGAUAUUAUGCCGUAUGUGUCGGGGGCCUGGCCACGCCUAUCACAGCAGAUACUAGAGGUACGAGUGUUGGUUGCAUGGCAAACCGCUAGGCGCACAAGUGUAGCAGUUGUGUGCAGCGAGGCAGGAACAGCGUGAGCAGUAUGAUUCCGUUCAUUGGCGGUAGUGUAGAAAACUUAUGCUGUCGUGCCAAGGAAGCAAACUGUUUUGAAGUUAAAGAACAAAACAUAUAUUUUUAGUGUGGCAAUGUGCUAGAUAACUAUCAUAUAUAUGUACAUGAAAUUUUUAUUUGUUUUUUGUUUUUUUCUUACAUUUAAGUAUUGUACCUUUUUGGAAUACCCACUGAGCGAAAAAUAGUUGCCUGCUAAGUAGUCAUUGCGGGACAUUAAAUUAAUAAAUAUAUUCUAAUUGUAAUAGAUACACAUAGGCGAGUAAACAAAUAAGUCGAGGUUGGACUUUUAUAUUUGCACCCCCAGUUUUGUUGGAAUUGAAGUGUGUAAACCAAAAGCCAGGUUAAAAUGACAUAAGGCCUUUGACUCCUAUAUAUGGUGUGUAUAUAUGGUCCGACAUAUGAUCUGUAGGCAUUUCGUGACUUAUCUUUUACAGUUGUAGGCCUUAGUAUGGAGGGUUUAUUUUUCACCAAAGUUAAAUCUUUUAUUUCUAAAAGUUAGUAUGAUUUUACUAUUUUUACAUUGAAGACUCACAAAAGCUCGAGCAAUUUGAUAAGUUAAACAAAAAUUCGGAAAUUGCAAUUUUAGAGUGCCGAUUUCUGUUUUGUCUGAUGUCUUUAUCGGAAACACCAUGAGGCCACUUUAAUGCAUUCGCAUGAAUAUCUAAACAUUUCUUUUAGUUUAUUUGUCAUUAAAAGUUUUACUAGUUGUUUAUCAGUAGUACUUCGUUCCUCUAUUUAUUGUGUCGAAGUCUACCAUGCCAUAAUAAUUUCUAUCCACAACAUCUAUUUAGCUCGAAGAGUCUAACUUUGAGAAACUAUAACUGUGCUCUUAGGUAAUUCAACCAUACUAAGCGCGCCCUCUCGAGACGAUAAAUACGUAUUAGAAGCUGGAGAGUUUGUCACUACCCACAGUCUAGCACAAAUAGCACAUUUGCCCUAUAAUGAUGGGCGUUGUAAGUAAUCAAUUAAAACCGAGUUAUCCGCAAAAUGCAGUGUUCUCAAUAAGUAUUGGCGUACACAAGUUUAUAUUCUUAAUUUACCGUCUUUGACAUAAUGAACUGCCAAUGACUCACAGUAGUUUGUGAUUUUUAAUAGACCACAAUAAAUAUUUUGAUAUUAUGAAGAAAUUAGAAUUUAAUGAAAUUAAUUGUGUUGAUAAGGGAGGAAAAUACUGAAAAAUUAACUUAGAUUCAUUGUAGAGAUAUAUAAUUAGUAAAAGAUAAUAAUAACUCUUUUUAACACUUUUAGUUAUAGCAUAUAUUCUUCCUUUACAGUAUAAAUUUGUGCUUUCUGUCUUAUUAUUUUCUUUGUUUAAGCCAAUCAAACCGGUGAUACAACGUGUACCAUCAAUUUGCACGUCCGUUGGUUAGACUUUGUCUGAAUAUGAUAUUAAUCAACUCGAAAAACAUUAGAACUCGUAUCAACAAUUUCAUUGAAACCUGUUCUAUUACUUUGUCUACAACAAGAGUCAUACAUUUUGUUUAUUUUGUA
Messenger RNA from Bactrocera dorsalis (oriental fruit fly), 6159 nucleotides. RefSeq lists its product as uncharacterized. The coding region runs from base 1321 to 4554 and encodes 1077 amino acids. Gene Ontology annotation, molecular function: protein binding. The record is from RefSeq and is a predicted model, not a curated record. The transcript is spliced from 9 exons. Lineage: Eukaryota; Metazoa; Arthropoda; Insecta; Diptera; Tephritidae. Gene Ontology annotation, cellular component: plasma membrane.